Molecule: messenger RNA, 1170 nt
Organism: Neoarius graeffei (lesser salmon catfish)
Lineage: Eukaryota; Metazoa; Chordata; Actinopteri; Siluriformes; Ariidae
Product: terminal nucleotidyltransferase 5C-like
Exons: 2
Coding region: 1-1170 (389 amino acids)
Biological process (GO): mRNA stabilization
Molecular function (GO): poly(A) RNA polymerase activity; RNA binding
Source: RefSeq, a predicted model, not a curated record
AUGGAACUAAAGGAUGAUCGGCGGUUCCAUAAUCUAACACAGGAGCAAGUGGAGACUCUAGAUCAGGUUCUCACAGAGGUCAUUCCCAUUCAUGGCAGGGGCAACUUUCCCACCUUGAAGAUUAAGCCCAAAGACAUCAUUCAUGUUGUUAGAGACAGACUGUUUUCUAAGAAUAUUAAGGUGAGGGACGUCCGUCUCAAUGGCUCCACAGCAAGUCAUGUCCUAGUCAAGGAGAACGGCACUAGUUAUAAGGACUUAGACAUUAUCUUUGGUGUGGAGCUUCCUAAACAGGAAGACUUUCAGAUAAUAAAAGAAGUGGUUUUGGGGUGCCUCCUGGACUUUUUGCCACAAGGAGUUAACAAGGACAAAAUCACAGCUCUCACUAUGAAGGAGGCUUAUGUACAGAAAAUGGUCAAAGUCUUUACUGAGUAUGACCGAUGGAGUCUCAUUUCACUCUCCAACAACAGUGGUAAGAAUGUGGAACUCAAGUUUGUCAGCUCUCUGCGACGGCAGUUUGAAUUCAGCGUAGAUUCCUUUCAGAUUAUCUUGGAUACUAUGUUGGAGUCCUACCUUGAGGCUGAGAGAAGGGAGGCUGCACAUGUCACAGUAGUGGCAGAAAGCAUGUAUGGAGAUUUUGAGCAAGCCAUGGAUCACCUGCGUUACAGGUUAAUUGCAACACGCAAUCCAGAGGAGAUCCGGGGUGGUGGCUUGCUCAAGUACAGCAACCUACUAGUUAGAGAUUUCAAACCUGCCAGUGAGACAGAAAUUAAAACUCUAGAGCGUUAUAUGUGUUCACGUUUCUUUAUUGACUUUCCAGAUGUGAAUGAGCAACAAAGGAAGAUUGAGUCCUACCUACGAAACCACUUCAUUGGAGAAGAGAAAAGCAAGUAUGAUUACUUGAUGACACUACGACGGGUGGUCAACGAGAGCACUGUGUGCCUGAUGGGCCAUGAGCGACGACAAACACUCAAUAUGAUUACAAUCCUGGCUCUCAAAGUCCUGGGAGAGCAGAACAUUAUACCCAAUGCCAACAAUGUCACCUGCUACUACCAGCCUGCUCCAUAUAUGGCUGACCACAACUUCAGCAACUACUAUAUUGCCAGUGGGCAGUCCCCAAUUAUAUAUCACCCAUAUCCUCUACAUAUGCACAUGCAAACUGGGCUGGUUUAG